ACUAUUAAACAAACAAAAAAACCCAUUAUUAUAAUGCGAAAAAGUUGACAAACAAAGCCCCUAAUUGUAGAUUUCUCGGUCUUAUUAUUAUUAUUUUUAAGCUAUACUCUCCUUCUAUUUAUUGAUUUAUUUAGCUGUUUUUAUGAUAUAAAUGUGUUUCAAAGGCUCAGAAACUCUUAUCUUUUAUCUGCAGAUUCUCUUCUUCUAAGUAAGUAAUUCUGAAGCAGAAUUUAUAUCUGCUGUAGCUUUCUUCAGAAUCCCUAUAUCUUUUAUUUACCUUUUUGCACUCUUCAUUCUCUUUUAAACAACACAACCCUUUCAAGCUUCACUCUUCGUCAUUAGUCAACUGUCACUCAUAACCUCCAACAAUGGAUGAAUAUUGCAAGAGAAGCGGGCAGAUACCAGCAUUUGGAGACUGGGACAAUGCAAAUGAGCUGCCUAUAACUCAGUACUUCGAAUGCGCUAGACAAGCGGGUUUGAUUCGUUUCAGCUCUUCAUCUGGAGAAUCUAACCCUUAUGUUGCUGCUCAUGACUUGUAUGAAACAGCUAAUUCAAGGAAACAUUCUCGUAAUCUUGCUCCUCCUAGAAAGCAGGCGAGUAGGGUAAGGGAAAAGGGAGGAGCGCAUGUUAAGGAGCAAAAGAAGGCGGGGAGAGUAUGUGACGUGACUGAACCGCCAAGGAAAUACUACCAAAAUCCCCACCACCAUCUGUCUUUGUCAAUUAAUAAUGACAACACUACAAGCAGCAAUAGUAAGCACCUCAAAUACGAUGCCUUUCCACCUCCUAUUCCCAAGAGAUUACCUGUUCGACCUCCUAAACCUGUUGAUGAAGAUCUCUACAAAAUCCCCCCUGAGCUCCUUCACUCUUCCAAGCGAAAGAAGAUGCCAGGAUUCUUUUCCUGCUUGGUACCAGCUUGUGCAACAUGAAAUUUUUAUCGCUUUGUGUUUUAAAAGGAAGGGAUUUCAUGUUUAUAUAGUUAGUCUAGUGAUUUAUUUCUUUUUGUUCCAUCUAAAAAUGUUUUGACUAGCAAUGAGAAAUGACUAUGAAAUGGAGAUUUUGUCCCUUGUCUACCAAUGAACUUACACUAUAUGGAGACUUUGCGUUACACUUCUUGUAUUUUAAAAGUAUAAAAUAGAAUUGUCGUUUUUAGUAA
This is a messenger RNA of Gossypium arboreum, 1153 nucleotides long. RefSeq lists its product as uncharacterized. NCBI's taxonomy places the organism in Eukaryota, Viridiplantae, Streptophyta, Magnoliopsida, Malvales, Malvaceae. Bases 369 to 926 code for a protein of 185 amino acids. The record is from RefSeq and is a predicted model, not a curated record. The transcript is spliced from 4 exons.